This is a messenger RNA of Jatropha curcas, 1269 nucleotides long. NCBI's taxonomy places the organism in Eukaryota, Viridiplantae, Streptophyta, Magnoliopsida, Malpighiales, Euphorbiaceae. The record is from RefSeq and is a predicted model, not a curated record.
AGCUCCGCCGUUGGGAUAGAGCACACACCCAAAUUUGCAGCAAACGAUUAACCUAAUGAGAAGAAGGCAUCCCUGUCAAGCAUGCAAAUCACAUCUUCCAAUGAAUUCAUUUGCAAGGCAUAAUUAAAAGAUUCCAAACUGUGUGGAUUAAUAAUAUCUGAACCAAAAAAAUGUCUAUUGAGUUGAAGGCAUUAGUUGACAAGGCAAAUGACAGAAUAAUAUUUGCUGGAUGUGAUGAGGAUUUCGCUGAUGUUCUCUUCAGUUUUUUGACAAUGCCUAUUGGAACCAUCAUCAGGCUCACAAAUAAUCAGCCACCAAUCACAGCGAUAGGUUGUAUGAACAACUUGUAUGCAAAGUGUUGAAAAUCUUGAUGUCAAACGUUUCGGAACUGAAGAAUGUAAGACAAUGCUGCUACGCCCUAAAAAUGGGUCUGUAACUCACUAUAAGGACUUGAAACUGAAAAUUGAUAGCGAGACUCCACAAUACUUUUAUUGUGGGACGUCAAAUUGCUUAGCCACUGGGUCUAAGUUACUGAGUCAGCACGCAGGUAGAUAUUGUGAUUGCGGAAAUGCCAUGAACUCUUCAGCCACAGUAGAAACUAUUGGAUCAAAGGUUUCAAUAGAUGGAACAGCUUUUGCUAAAGAAUGUGCUCGGUUUGUAAUAAGCGACGAGUUACAGGUGGUGCCUUUGUCAACUGCUGCAAGCUUUUCUUUGAUUUCCAAGCUUGGAAUCAUGGAUAUGAGUUCCACCGAGGAGAGAGUCUUUAGUAUUGGAUUUAAUGAGGUUUUGAAUUUGCUGAAAAGCUUAUUUGUAUCAAAAUUUCCUUUAACAGAAACUUUCUUGAGGCCUAAAGAAUUACCUGAUUUUAGCAAGAAAACUUUUCAAGCGAGUUCAAUAAUUAAGCACCAACUUAUUAGGGAAAAUGCACGAAAAGAAAAUGUGAACAUUAGUGUGAGGCUUGUGCUUAGCAAAUCCGAGAAAAGGGUGUGCUAUGCAGAAGUUGGAGAAGAUUUUGUUGAUUUACUCUUUAGUUUCCUUACCAUUCCUCUUGGUUUUAUAAUCAAAAAGAUGAAUGGCAAUCCUUCAAAAGGAUGCAUAAAUCAUUUAUAUAAUUGUACUAAGGAUCUUGAUAGUGAGAAAUACUUCAAGUCAAAUGACCACAAAGAGAUUUUACUUAGUUCCAAGAUUGCUCCUGAUUUUGGCUAUGAGAAACAGCUGCUAGAGGUGGAGGAAGCUAGCCACCAGCAGUACUAAUAUGGAUUUGAUUAC